CGGCUGGGGCUCUGGCUCGGCCAGUCCCUGGUUCCGCUCCAUUAAGAGCAGCCUCCCCUCCUUCCUCUUCCUUCUGGGGAACCCUGGGCCAUGCUCUCCUCUUCCUCUCUGCUGCUGCAGGAGCCAGAAGCAGAGCCGGGCCCCCCCUUGGCCCCCUCUGGGCUGGAGCGGUUCCGGAGCCCAGGGAAAGGCCGGGGUCUGCGGGCUCUGCGAGGUUUCGUCCCCGGGGAGCUGCUCUUCUCCUGCCCGGCCUUCACCUGCGUCCUCACCGUCAACGAGAGGGGCAACCACUGCGAGGGCUGCUUUGCCAGGCGAGAAGGCUUAUCCAAGUGUGGAAGAUGUAAGCAGGCUUUUUACUGCAAUGUGGAAUGCCAGAAACAGGACUGGCCACUGCACAAGCUAGAAUGUUCUGCAAUGUGUGUGUUUGGGCAGAACUGGAACCCCUCGGAGACAGUGAGACUCACUGCGAGGAUUCUUGCCAAACAGAAAACACACACGGGAAGAACUGAGUCGGAAAAACUCCUCUCUGUGAAAGAGUUUGAGUCCCAUCUUGAUAAGCUGGACAAUGAAAAGAAGGAGCUGAUUCAGAAUGAUAUUUCUGCUCUCCAUCACUUUUAUUCAAAACAUAUAGAAUAUCCAGAUAAUGCAGCUCUUGUGGUCCUUUUUGCUCAGGUUAACUGCAAUGGAUUUACCAUUGAAGAUGAAGAACUUUCGCACCUAGGUUCAGCAAUAUUCCCUGAUGUGGCACUCAUGAACCACAGCUGUUGCCCCAAUGUGAUUGUUACUUACAAAGGGAUCGUGGCUGAAGUCAGAGCUGUUCAGGAGAUAGAACCUGGAGAUGAGAUAUUUACCAGCUACAUUGAUCUGCUAUAUCCUACAGAAGACAGAAAUGAUCGUUUAAAAGAUUCCUACUUCUUUACCUGUGAUUGCAGAGAGUGCAUUACUAAAGGAAAGGACAAAGAUAAACUGGAAAUCCGCAAAUUGAAUGAGCCUCCAUCAGCAGAAGCUGUGCGAGAUAUGAUCAAAUAUGCCAGAAAUGUGAUUGAAGAGUUCAGGAGGGCCAAACACUACAAAUCCCCAAGUGAACUGCUAGAGAUUUGUGAGCUUAGCCUGGACAAGAUGGGCUCCGUGUUUACAGAGAGUAAUGUUUACAUGUUGCACAUGAUGUAUCAGGCCAUGGGAGUCUGUCUGUACAUGCAGGAUUGGGAGGGUGCUCUACGUUAUGGGCAGAAGAUUAUCAAACCAUACAGCAAACAUUAUCCUUUAUAUUCCCUCAAUGUGGCCUCCAUGUGGCUGAAACUGGGGAGACUUUACAUGGGCCUGGAAAACAGACCUGCUGGUGUUAAGGCACUGAAGAAGGCAAUCGCUAUCAUGGAGAUAGCACAUGGGAAAGAUCAUCCAUACGUUAUAGAGAUCAAAAAGGAAUUAGAGGCCCACUGAGUCUUUGAAUCUAUGCAAUCCUUCAACCUUUCUUUAAAAGCCUUGCUAUGGAAACUUCAGGAGUGCUUUGAAAAUGGAUGUGGGAUGAAAGCGUUUUUGUAAAAUAAUUGGAAUGACAAACAUGUGGAGCACUUGGGCCUUGCCUCUUGCAUUGUCUGAGGUUUAUGUGAAAUAUCUUGAGCCUUGAUGAAUUAAUUUUUGAAUGCUUUUUCCCCCUAAGGAAAUGCCACGGUUUCAUAGAGUUCAUGCCUUUGAUCAGUCAUGUGCAGAAAUGACCAUUUCGUUUCUUUACACAUUUUAAUGUGUUAUGUACCUUCACCAUGCAGAGCAAUUAAUUAAAUUGGGACAACACUGAUUAAGCCUUGAUUGCUUGUUUGCCUCAUUAUUAUGACAUGCAUUUCGGCUUCCAAAAAUGUAUUGUAAAUCACUCCUUUGAAAUUAGUGUUUAUAACUUUUUCAUCUUUUGUAUACUUGCCACCCUGUGGUUAUUAUAAAUUUAGCAUGUUGUGUGUCUCCAACUGUCCAGUUUUCUUAGGACUUGAGCAUGUCAUGAUAAACUUAUGGUGAACAAAAAAGUAUGUUGGUAUAUGCUGCUUGAUCAUGUCUGCUUAGCUGUUUCAGUCAGAGUGGGCAGGCAAAUGAGGAAGACUUCAUCUGUGAUAUGUUUGCUCUCUUAACAAGUCAAAGUCAUAAACAAAGAAUAAAUCUUGAUUUACAUCUCUGCUUUGUUAGGAGAGAAACAAGUCAUAAAACUUGGUUUUGAACAUCACAAUGAGCAGAUUUUGAAUGGACAACCUUUCUGGCAUAUUUGGCCACUAAUGCUGCUAGGAGUCCAACAGGAGUGACUGAGCAGCACACACCAGCACAUGUUCAUCAUUCAUGACGAACCAGAAUUUCUGACUUAGUGUGAUUUUUGAAAUGCAGCCACUAUCUACAGGGAUUAUUAUUAUACUUUAUUUAUAUAGCGCUGUAGAUUUACACAGCGCUGUACAUACAGACAAUAUGAUAAAUGUGCAAUUCCCUGUAGUAGUCGUAUGUCUAUAUUUUAUUUAAUUUUAUUGUAUGCCACUUGACAUAAUAAAAUCUCAAAUCCACAUAUAUCCAUCCAUCCAUCCAUCCAUCCAUCCAUCCAUCCAUCCAUCCAGAGAUGGCUAUGCUUCUUCCUCUGUACUAUGCAAACACAUUGGAGUAAACAAGUUGAAAUGCAUGUAGAUGCCUUUUAAGAAGCAUAUGUUUGUCCAAUGAUCUGUGCUCAGCAGCUACAUCUGUAUGCAUACUUUGCCUUCUGCCAAAUAGAAGCCAGUGCGGAAAUGUAAAAGUGAAAUCUUUGGCUUUGUCCUGGUUGCCUAUAAGUAGCACUAUUCAAUGCAAUGAGACAACACUAACUACUGUACAUAAUAAAAUAUUGAACUUCCA
Sceloporus undulatus (fence lizard) is the source of this 2856-nucleotide messenger RNA. RefSeq names its product SET and MYND domain containing 2 (gene SMYD2). The transcript is spliced from 12 exons. Gene Ontology annotation, cellular component: nucleus. The record is from RefSeq and is a predicted model, not a curated record. Lineage: Eukaryota; Metazoa; Chordata; Lepidosauria; Squamata; Phrynosomatidae. Gene Ontology annotation, molecular function: protein binding; histone methyltransferase activity; protein-lysine N-methyltransferase activity. The coding region runs from base 91 to 1440 and encodes 449 amino acids.